UCACAGUCCCAUGAUGCAUCACGCUGCCUUACAACCGAAGUCGCAUAAUAUUGCCUGACACUAGCUGUGUGUGUUUUAUUUUUUACCCACUCACUGUUUGUUACCCUGUCUUUCUCGACUCUCAGGUUGAGAGUCGGCUAGAUAAAAAUGUUAGCGAGCUAGCUGUCGUUAUAUGCAUACAUUUAUUCCUGAUUGGUUGUAGAACAGUGGAAUGUGAAGUCCGGCUGCUGUCACACAAGCCUUCAGCCUGUGCUGUGGAGUGAGAAGAUUGGGGAGAAUUUCGGCCUCUAACUCUCUGCUAGCUGACGUUAGCUGAAAAACCUCAGUUCAUUCUGGGAAAUCCCUACAUUUAUGUCUGUACAGCGCAAAACAUUUGGUCGAGUGUCAUGCAUGAUUGAGGGAAAGGUGAAGGAGGUGAAAUGCUUUCCACUCAUACACCAGAGAGCGGGCCAGAGCAGAAAGAAGUCAAACAGUGGAUAAAGGGGAAGUUGGCGUUGUCACUCAAAGCUCUGCAGAAACGCUACGUGACUACGGAUGCCGUGGUGACCAGUGAAGAUGGUGAUGCCAACCUCCUCUGCUGUGCCCUGGAAGCUGUCUUCAUCCAUGGCAUCAAGAGCAAGCACAUCCGGGUGGAGGUUGGAGGGCGGGGCCGGAAGGCAGGGCCACGGGGUCCCCUUCCCCAGCCGGUCUUCUGGGCCCUGCUGAAGACGGUCACUCACCGAGACGUGGUGACGGAGCUGGAGAGGCUGAGCUUCAUCAGCACGGACGUGGGCCGCUGCCGGUCCUGGGUGCGGCUGGCGCUUAACGAUGGCCUGGUGGAGUGCUACCUGACGUCCCUGCUGCGGGAGGGCUCCAAGCUGGCGGGAUACUACCAGCCAACGGCCCUGCUGCUGGACCCGGAGGAGCGGGAGGUGCUGCUCAGCUACCUGCAGGGCCUGACCUCCCUCACCUUCCAGCUCUCCUACAAGUCGGCGGUGCUGAACGAGUGGACCGUGACGCCGCUGGCGCUGGCCGGCCUCUGCCCCGCCGCCGACUCCCUGGAUCUCCCCGCUGUGCCCUCCCGGACAGAUGCACCCAAGCGCAAGGAGUCCUGGGACACGACAUCGCAGUCCUCCGGUGGCUCAGACACCAUUGAGGUGCAGCGGGGACCAGGGCACAGCCAUGGGGCAGGUGGGAGGGCACAGCUGACCUCCUCUAACCUUAGCCUGGACACCACAGGCUCCUCCCAGCUAUCGUCCAGCCUGAGUUCCGACAGCUUGCUGCAGGGCAACGGACACAAGAGCCCCGACAAAGAGCCCUGGCCCUGUGACCUAGAUGUGACUGCCGUCACUGAGGAGGAGUCUAAAAAGGCCUUGCAGGACAUGCUGGCAGAUUUUGGGGAGAGCACCCAGUCCAGCCAGGACUCCAUGCGUGAUGACUCCUACGUGUCCAGCCUAGCCCCAGACCACCUGUCGGAGACGGCGGCGUCCAGCGGCUCAGACAGCGAGGCGCAUUGUCCCCUCACCCCCAUCAUGGAUGCCCCUGAGCCCUGUGACCCCGCCUCUCCUGCCCCGAAGGAAGAGGAGGAGGAGGAGGAGGCGGCAAAUGCAGAGACCGUCAUCCCUACCGAACCCCCCGAGACUGCGGAGAGGCCGGCGUCCCUGCGCCUGCCCGUCGCCGAGGCAGCCCCGUGUGCCCCCCUCUCGGAGGCCGUGGAAUGCACUGCGGAGCCUCCGCAACCGCGGCGGUCAGACAGCGUCCUGAGCAGGAGGACGUCCGCCGACUCCCUGCAUUCCCCGACCACUGGCUUCCCCAAGUGCAGGUCCUGGAUCUCGGAGGAUGACUUCUACAAGCCUCACACAGAGGAGACCUCUGAGGCAGAGGAGGCACUGUGUUCCAGCGCUGCCCAUGGGAAUGGAGCGGCCUCCCCUGCUACAGAGCCCGAGUCCCUGCAGUCUCCUCCCAGCGUAGUACACCGCAGGCAGAUUGGCCUGACGAACCCUUUCCGUGGGCUCCUGAAGCUGGGCCAUCUGGAGCGGCGGGGGGCGAUGGGCAUGUGGCGGGAGUACUACUGCGAGCUCUCGCCCUUCGAGUUCCGCCUCUACCUGAACGCGGACGAGCGCGCCUGCUGCGACAACUGCUCGCUGCUGCGCUGCGAGGGCGUGCGGCCGGCCGCCGACGGCCGCUUCGAGCUGGCCUUCCCGGGGAAGCGGCUCUGCCUGCGGGCUCCGUCCCAGGACGAGGCCGAGGACUGGGUGGACCGCGUCGUCGAGGCCGUCAACAAGUGCCGGCCGGCCCAGCGGGACGAGCAGUGGGAGGUGCUGCAGGCCUCGGACGGGGGCGAGACCGACGCCCCGUCCUCCACGUCCUCCCCCUCGGCCCCGGCCACCCCCGAGCACGGGGGCCCCGAGCAGGGGGCGCGGCCCGAGCUGGACUGGACGCGGCCCGCCGAGCCCGAGCCAGAUGCCAUCAAGGAGGCGGUGCUCUACCUCUCCCAGGACGAGCGGGCCUGGACCCCGCUGGUUUUUUCUCUGUCCCUGGAGGCGCUGAAGGGCUUCCACAUGCAGGACGGGAGGAAGGUGCUCCGGUUCACCCACCCCAUCGAAAACGUCCGGGACGUGGUGCCGGACGCCUCGCUGGGUGGCCCGGCCUUCUUCAAGGUGCUGACGGCGCGGGACACGCUGAAGCUGCAGGCGGAGAGCGGGGAGGAGGCGCGCUCCUGGAGGGGGCUCAUCCGCGGGGCGCUCAACUCCUACCUGGACUCAUGCGAGGACGGCGGCGCGGUGACGGUCGCCCAGGGCAACAUCCACAGGCUGGUGCAGCACAGUCUGAAGGGUGACGCCGUGCUGCUGCCCCACCUCUGCGCCCUGCCCACCGAGAAAGGGCUGGAUGCGCAGAACUUCAAAUGCGCAGGGUGUCCCCGGCAGAUAGGUUUUUCCUUGGGGAGGGCCAGGUUGUGUGAGUUCUCUGGGCAAUUUUACUGCGAUUCCUGUCACCACGGCGACACUAUCAUCAUCCCCUCCCGCAUGGUGCACAACUGGGACCUCACCCCCCGAGAGGUCUCGCGGCCCGCGCUCAAGCUGCUGGUCCAGGUGGCCCGGGAGCCGCUGCUGAACCUGGACUUACUGAACCCGGGCCUGUGCGACCACGCCGAGCCCAUGGCGCUGGCCCAUAGUCUCCGCCAGAGGCUGCGGCUGCUGGGCGAUUAUCUGCUGACCUGCCGCAGUGGUGUCAGCAAGAAAAUCCAGGCCAAGCUUGACCAGAGGAAUUAUUUGCUGGAAUCCUCCAACCUGUUCAGUGUGAUGGAUUUACGAGAGAUUGCUGACGGGCAGUACGAGGCCUUCAUGCAGUCGCUGAUCCAGUUUGCAUCCAACCACGUCUACCACUGUGACCUCUGCACACAGAGGGGCUUCAUCUGCCAGAUCUGCAAUGCCAAUGGCAUCAUCUUCCCUUUCGAAUUCGAGACCACCACCAGGUGUAAAGUGUGCAAGACAGUUUUCCACUCCACUUGCAAAGCGCAGUCACCCUCUUGCCCCCGCUGUCAGCGCCUCCAGAAGUACCUGGAGCGGGAGCAGCAAGAGUGAUGCUGUGCACUACGUGGCCCGCAAUGCCCUAUCAGUCCCCUGUCGGUCCCUGGUCACCCCCCCACCCGCCCUCAAGGUGCACAACUUCCGCGAGGACACCAGGGGGUGGGACAAGCUGCCUCCAGUCGGGGACAGUAGCAUCUCCACAGCGAACCAGCCUCCACAAGUGCAAUUAUGUACUCCAUGCGUGACCGCACACCUCGGCGAAACAAACACUGUAAACGGAUAGUGCGGGAGCUUACAUCCUCUUGCCGCACCUAAUCCAAUGGCCGUUGACCAGUGGACAUGGUCGGGUUUUGCAGAGAGAUGGCAGAAUGCGCACACUCCAGUGGCUUUCUCCUCUGAGCCAGCAGACACGCACAGCCCCCACGGGCUGUCUGUUGUUUCAGGAAAGAAGAGAGAGUCCUUAAUCUUGCCUUUCCUCAAGCUACAGCUGCAAGACGGCAUGGCUCUGCCUUCAUCUGUGAAAGCGUCAGGAGAUCCAGCACUUGCUUCAUGGGCUAUGCUGAUUGUCCACUGUCAACGAGAGCAUCGACCAACCAGUCUAACUCAUUUAGAAGUAGCUUCCAGCCAACAUAAACAAUAUCUAUAUGUGAACAUUAUGCAGAUCAUACCAUGAUUAAGGAAUAUUUACAGGAUAGCAUCCAUGUCUUUGACAGGAGAACUGUAGGAGGUGAAGAGCUUUAUCUAAGGUGGCCUAUGAGUCACCAUCAUCUUUGACUUGCUGCUGGCCCGAUCACCCCCAGCCUUCCUCUUCCAAGUGAAGGAAUGAGUCAAGUGAAGGAAUACAGUUCCGUCUCAAAAUCCCAAAUUUCAAGUGAGUUUCAUAGGCUAACAUCUUCAUUUCUUGGUGGCAUGCAGAUGUUAGUCAUUGGUGUUUACAGGAAAACGCAAACACUUCCUGUUUUAAAGGGUUGUUUACGAAAACGAGGCCCUGAUUUAAUGCAAAUGCAGUGCACUUUGUCCUCAGACAUCUGCUGAACUCAUGUGAUGUAAGGAGAAGAAAAAGAAGAAUGUUACACUGACUUCAUUAAUUAAAAAUUAAGGACAAAAACGCAUUUUGGUUUGAUUGAAUCUGGGCCCAAGUCACAUCUUUUUCAGGGAUAGUCGCCUGUUCAAUACAUCUUCACCUGUAUUAUACUGAACUUGUUUCAAGUAGCUUGUGCCUUUAUCUGUUUGUGUUUUUCACUGUGUGAUAUGAUGUCUGCUGAUUGUAAAGAUGUGCAGCAUGCAACCUCACUUAACUGCUGUGCCAAAAAGAACAAAAUUAGAACAAAGCAGGAGGUGGCAUUAAACUGCUCAGUGAGAAUUGUGUCAAAGCACAUCUAAUGUAAAUGUAUGUGGCAGUAAAUGUUUGAAUCUUUGAUUGCUCAGAGGUAUUGACAGUUGGUAGUGGCAGUUAUGCAUUCCAUAUGUCUUGCACAUCAAAUGUCUUAGAGUUACCUCCAUUUUUCUUUUGUCCUAAUAGAAAUGUACAAGAAAAGCUAAAGCUUCCCUGAUUGGUCGUCUUAAAUGGGUCAUGCCAAUUUAUCCACCAAAUGGAUUGAAGAUCUGAAGGGUCCUGUUUUUAGAGUGGCCUAAUCUGCUUGGACAGCACUGAUCUCAUGAGUGAAGACGUGUGAAUAUCCACGUGAAAAUGUUUAGGUCGUAUUCAGCUAAAUUCACUAAAUCUGUUUGUGAACUGCAGAGCCUGGUGUUGUAAAAACAAUUUCCUCCAGGUGGAUCUGCUUGCAAAGAAGUGAAAGCUUAACUGCUUUAUGAAACAUUGUACGUUUAGACCCUAGGUCUAAUUGAGAGUUUCAUAAAAGCCCGCAGUUUGAACUGCUAAUAGGGUAAUAGAUAGUCUAAAAGAGUGAUUGAAGUAGCCUCUUCACUUCUGAGAGCAGCCAAAUUAUAAAUUCCCAGUCUGUUCCAUGUGGAUGUUAUGACAAAUAUAUAAGGAUAUAUAAGGAUUGACUGAGAAAACCAUAGGUGAUAUCUA
This is a messenger RNA of Megalops cyprinoides (Indo-Pacific tarpon), 5544 nucleotides long. It is a transcript of the gene plekhm1, whose product is annotated as pleckstrin homology domain containing, family M (with RUN domain) member 1. Lineage: Eukaryota; Metazoa; Chordata; Actinopteri; Elopiformes; Megalopidae. The transcript is spliced from 12 exons. The coding region runs from base 420 to 3563 and encodes 1047 amino acids. The record is from RefSeq and is a predicted model, not a curated record.